This is a messenger RNA of Ctenopharyngodon idella (grass carp), 3433 nucleotides long. RefSeq names its product exocyst complex component 3-like 4 (gene exoc3l4). Gene Ontology annotation, biological process: exocytosis; exocyst localization. Lineage: Eukaryota; Metazoa; Chordata; Actinopteri; Cypriniformes; Xenocyprididae. The record is from RefSeq and is a predicted model, not a curated record. Bases 596 to 3043 code for a protein of 815 amino acids. Gene Ontology annotation, molecular function: SNARE binding. The transcript is spliced from 14 exons. Gene Ontology annotation, cellular component: exocyst.
AAACUCAUGUAAACAAAUUCUAAUGCUGCUUCACAUGCUCUCGGAAUUAUUGCACGUGAACGCCCUCCUAUUUCGAAACUUGAAUGCGAUGAGCUCGUGGUGAUUGUGGGGAAAGCGGGAGUUAUCAAAUUUCCUAUAGCAUGUGAAGGCAGCAUAAUUAGGCUAGGCUACUUGUGUUCGUGGUGUUCACUAUGUAACUUUUUUGGUUCAAAAUUAACAAAAUUUAAAUAAUGAGUCAAUACAUCAUCAAUCCUUAUUCCAAAACAAGUUUUUGUCUUACCUUGAUUCUAUGGUAGCCUAAGUGUUUAUAUUUUAGACCUAGCGGGAUGGUUUUCGCGGGAAAUUCGCACAUACUGCACUCGCCCGUUCGUGUCUCGUCAUAUGCGUAAAUACAGAAAAGUUUGGGAGUGGCAUUAGUUGUCCCAACGAGCGAGAAAGAUUUACAUUGAGCAGCUAAUUCUCGAACCUCUGGGGAAAUCGCCUGUUUGAGAAAAAAGAAAGAAAGAAAAAAGCUAAACAUAGGAGAGUCUCCUGGCAAAAGGGGACGCGACAGAGCUCGUAAUAUGAGAAUCGACACUGGCUUGGCUUUUUGGAGAUGGCGAGGAGGGAUUUGAAAUGUUAUAAAAGCGAUACUGAGAUGGCGUUUUUAUUACACAACGGCUUGAUCCGACUGACGCAUGGCAAAAUGGCAGAAACUAGAAAAGAAGAAGUAGACGGGGGAAAUGAGGUUAAUGACCCACCAGAAUGGGGUGAGGACGCAACAAAGGAUUUGAAAAAUGGUGGAAAACAGAUGGAAAGUCCGGUCAAGGAGAAGAGUCUUGGACUUAUGAAGACGUUCAGAGCGAGUCUGAAAGCAGUCAAAAACAAAAGGUCAGAGAGCACAGACAGCGACCAAAGCCAAAUCUCAAAUUCUCCAUUACGACCACCGUCUUCUCCAAGCUUGAGCAGAGGAUCGCCCUCACAAUCUUCAUUUCAGAGUCCCAAGGCAGAAAAAGCUUCUCUUACCAGAUCUAUGUCAGAUUCUGCAGUUGGAUUAACAGGUACAUUGGCAAAGAAGGGAGCAUCGAUCAGGCAGAGUUUGCGUCUGGGACCUAAAAAACACAAACAGGAACUACUUGAACCUGUCACAGAGACCUUGCCUUCAUCUGAAGAGCAGAAAUCAGAUAGUGUGGAGAGCAUGGACAAAGUGUUGGAGCUCAGAGACACGUAUACUCUGCCUGAGAUACCAGCUUUGCCUUUAUCAGUAAUGGAAAUUAACAGACUGAUAGAGAAGGAAGCUUUAGAGGAAGCCUAUCUGAAUCUACUCUCUCUACGUUUGGAGCUUCAGCGGGAACAUCAAGCUCUAGAUCAAGAAGACUGUCCCAUCGAACUAGUGCAUAAGGAGAAAGACCUCAGUCUGCUUUAUGGCACACUAAGAAACAAAAUGUCUGCCAUUGUAUGCAACUCCAGUUCUCCACACUCAUGCGAUAAAGAGCUGUUGGUGUAUGUAGCAUAUAUUAUCCUGGAGGAAGAGAAGAGACAGGGAGAAACAGGAGCAAUGCAGGGAUGGAGGGAAGCAUGGAGGGAUGCGAUACGAGACGGGGUUCGAGAUACUCUAAAGAAUGUUCACCUGGACAGCCGUGAGCAGAAUGCUUCCUGGUUGGCAGUGCAUCUGGGGCUUCUGGGUAAAGCUGUGGUGGAGGAUUUGGAGAGAGUGAAGACUAAACUUCUGAGCUCCUAUCCAGAAGAUUUUAAAGUGUUUGAAACCUACGUGUCCUGCCAUCAUGAGGCUGUAGGAGAGCAUUUAAAGAGACUUCUGGAAAAGGUGACAGAGCUGAAAGAUUACUACGCUCUUCUAGAUUUCAUUAUUCAUCGCUACCCUAGUGAGAAGAUUAUGGGAAGCUGCUCUCUGCAGCCAGAGCUGAAGGAAGAUCAGAGAGUGCUUCCACUGGACAAAGACUUCCUUAAUCAGAUUAAAGUCAAAUACUGCAGUCGCUUACAGGCUGACAUGAGAACAUCACUUGACAGAAUUAUUGAGUUGGAGAAUGAGGAAAUGUGGAAAGAAAGGAGAAAACCAAACAUUGAUGAGGGAAUCUACAGCUCACACAUCGACAUGGACAUCUGCACGAAUAUUAAAGGGCAUGUACAAGGAUCCAGUAGAAUCGAUGUGAGCCUUGAGCAGAAGGUUGUCCGAUCCUGUCUGGAGGAACUGAAGACCUUUCCAAAAAGGUUUGAGUCAGCAUUUGUUGAGUGGAGCAGUCCUCUCUCUAACUCUUCUCUCUGGGUAGAAUAUCACAUCAGCUACAUCAACAGCUUUAGUGCCCUAAAAGAGCACAUGGAGAGCUAUAAGGACAGCUGCCCCAUUCCGCUAGAGCUGGUUCGAAGGGAAAUAGAUGGACUGACCACCAAAUUGAGUCAAUCUUUGAUGGAGCACUUCAAAACAGAUGUCAAGCCUUUCCUCAGGAGACAAAUGACAGGAAAAUGGUUUUCAUUUGAUGAAGACUUUUCACAGCUGAUCAAAAGAACUAAGACUCUUUCUGAACAGACCAAAUACAUGAGCCCAAAACAUAAACAGGCCUUUGUGAAUGAAGCUCACUUUUUCGUGGUGAAGGAAUAUGUUUCUCAGCUCAUGAAGAAUAACUACUCAUGCAAAAACAGGAAGAACGAGACGGCUGCCACUAAAAUUGCAAAUCAGUGGGAGGAACUGAGGGAGAUUUUCCAAGAAAUGCAUUCUACCUCAGAUUGGCUCCAUCCAGUCGGGGACCAACUGAGCAAGAUUAUUGGGUGCAGGAAAAGUGAUGUAAAACAUAACCUACAGCCACUGGUUGAAAACUAUCCAGACAUCAGAAAGAGCCAUCUCUCAGCUGUGCUGUACUUCCGAGGAAUUAUAAGAGGCAGGGAAAAGCAUAUUAUACUACAGCGACUGGCAGAGCUGAAAGGGAGCGUUGGGAAUGCUGGGAGUAAAGAGCAUGCUCUCUUUAAUGAGAUUCAAGCAGCAGAUAACACAGAAUGCCUGCCUGGUACAACCUUCUCCUGUCUAUCCUUCAUCAUGCCAGAUAGCUAAUCCAAAGAAUUGUACUUCAUUUGAUUUGAAUUGGAAAUAAUGAUUAUACUGUUUGAUAGUGACAGUAUGCCUAAUAAUAAGAGCGAUAAGGAAUGUUUUCAUGCCUUUGUGAAUGAUUCAGUCUUGUAUUCUAACAAGAUUAUUUGGUAAAUGUGUUUUUGUCUAUUAUCAUGUGGAAUUCCAUGUAAUUGAGGUCAGACCAUAGACAGAAUCUAAUCAGACUAUAUUGUAAGCAUUAUUUUAAAACAAUGCCAUUGGCCUUUUGGUGAUGAUAAUGUGAUAUGUCUAGAUGCCACAUCUUAGACAAGAAGCUUUCUCAAAAGUGCAUGCCAGUGGUAUUUAAGUAGUCCUGCACAAACAAUUAAAAACUCACAUACAGGUCAGGUUAAA